ACCGAAGCUGCCCGAGCUGCCGAGCGUCAGUCUGGUAUGUAAACAAGGUCAGACACUGCAGCACACAGACUGAAGACUUUCUGCACCGGGCGGCCGCUCGCUUCAAACGCAAGAGGAGAAGAAGAAAAACGUGAGACCCAGACGUCUGAGGAGAGAGGACCCUGUUAACCACCAGCCAAGAUGAUGCAGUGUUUUCACUUCAUGGUGGAGCCGGCCAAAACCUUAACGGCCAAGAUAAAGGAAUCUCACAAGAGAGCGCAGAGGGAGAAGAGGGAGCCUCUGGAUGAGGAUCAGCUGUUUCUAAUGGACCUGGCUCGAGAUCUCAGCCGAGUGUGCCAGAGGUCUACAGUCUUGGAGAACAUCUGGAAGCUGGAUGACACCUGGCCCACCUCUCUCUGCAGGACCUUCAUCCUGCAGUGGGCCUCCAUGUUGGAGAGCAAGAAGAGGCCCAUGCAGACGGAUGGCUGGCCCGAGAUGGAUGAGGUCAAACAUCCUGAUAUGAUCAACGAGCAGGACCUGCUGGAGGCCAAAGCUGUGAUCCUCAACUGGAUCAAGGACCUGAGAGCUCAGCCUGAGCAAAGCGUGUGGCCUGGGGAGCCUGUUGCAAAGGUCCUGGACGACCUGCAGUCAGCCUGGCGCUGGGGCCGAGCACCCAAUCUGCUGACAGCCAUGGAGCUGGUUAUGUGGACUUUGAUAGUGCAGCGCCCAGAUAAGGACACCAUACCGCAGCAGUGGCUCAUGUGGAAGCAGAAGACUCAGAAGAUCGGUGCCAUAUCCUACAUUCCUCAACCAGUGUGGGACUGGAUCUCAGAUGCUGCAGUGGAGGUGACUCUGGAUCUGGACACAGCCAACCCUGACCUGCUCAUCACUGAAGAGAAGAAGAUGCGCUGUGGCUUCGAGAGGAAGGACGUUCCCAACUACCACCAGCGUUUCGACGGCUGGUGGUGCGCCACCGCCGUGGAGGGCUUCAGCUCCAGCCGCCACUACUGGGAGGUGGAGGUGGGCGAGCGGGACUGGAGGCUGGGCGUGGCCAAAGAGGUGGCCCUGAGGAAAGGCUUCAAGUCCCUGAACACGAAUACGGGUUACCUGACCCUGCGACUGGAGAGGGGCACUGAGCUGAAGGCGCUGACGGUGCCCUUCACCUCCCUGCCGCCCGGCCUCAUCCCCCGCAAGGUGGGCAUCUACCUCGACUAUGACCGUGGCCAGCUGUCCUUCUAUGACGUGGACAAACACUGCCACAUUUACACCUACAACGAGAGCUUUGACGAGAAGCUCUUCCCCUUGUUUGGCACAGUGGAGAUCGUCAAGGAUCUGGUGAUCAAGUCUCCGGCGGCUAAGACCCAGUGUCUCUGCCCCUCACCCUGCUUCUGGGGUUGAGUCUCCUUCUGCCAGCUCUUCCUUUACAAUCCAGUAGAUAUCAUUAUAAAGUCUAACAAUCAGGUUAUAUAAUAAUCACUGGAAUGAAUCAGAGAUCCUGAUCUAAAACACCAUCAUUGUGCUAUUGAAUAGCUCCACUAAGUGACCACGCUCUAUGCUGCUGCUGCUUUACUGUGAUCGUUGCAUCCUCUCCCUCACUAUAGAGCUCCCACGCUGCUCUUCGCUCACACACAUGAUGUAUUUUCAUAUAUUUGAAAGGAAACCUGUAGUAUUAAUGUAAUGUACCGUGCAAUACUAACCCUGCAUUAAGAAUGCAUUUCUGUGCAUACUGAAUAAACCAAAUCCAUGUCUUA
Messenger RNA from Acanthopagrus latus (yellowfin seabream), 1730 nucleotides. RefSeq names its product butyrophilin subfamily 3 member A3. Lineage: Eukaryota; Metazoa; Chordata; Actinopteri; Spariformes; Sparidae. Bases 181 to 1377 code for a protein of 398 amino acids. The record is from RefSeq and is a predicted model, not a curated record. The transcript is spliced from 10 exons. Gene Ontology annotation, molecular function: protein binding.